Messenger RNA from Amphimedon queenslandica, 717 nucleotides. RefSeq lists its product as uncharacterized. Lineage: Eukaryota; Metazoa; Porifera; Demospongiae; Haplosclerida; Niphatidae. The transcript has 5 exons. The record is from RefSeq and is a predicted model, not a curated record. Gene Ontology annotation, molecular function: protein binding. The coding region runs from base 1 to 603 and encodes 200 amino acids. Gene Ontology annotation, biological process: signal transduction.
AUGUUUCAUGAAGUUGAAGUUUUUGAAUAUCAUGAAACAUUUUCAAGCUCCAUUGACUCUUGUAUAAUAAAUAAAGAUGCUUCAUGGUGUAGAUCUCCACUGAAAAAAGCUAUGCAACAAAAUGGAUGGAUUAUUCUUGCUCUUUGCUUUGCUGCUGCAGCUGUUGUACUUAUGAUAUGCUUACCAUCAUACCAGCAAAUGAAAGGUAAAGAAGGUGAACCAACCAACCAUGUGCAUGUGUAUCCUGAAGACGUUAAACCUCCACAGGUUCCAUUGCCCACCACUACCAGUAAACCACUGGAUAUUUCAGAUUUAUCUUAUAUCAUUUCAAAAUUAAAGGAAUGCAAAUUUGAUCCCGGUCAAUGGGAAGAUCUUUGUCUGGAUAUUGGUCUUUAUGAAGUGACAAUAAGUACCAUACGGUCUGAUAGAAAUACAGCUAAUGACUGCCUCAGAUCUUGUUUGGUAAAAUGGCUGAACAGAGUUGAAGAUGUUGACAAGAAAGGAGGAGCAACCUGGGAGUCCUUGGAGAAUGGUCUCAUAAAUAUUGGACAAAAACCAGUUGCUGAAAAACUAAGAGAAAGAAGGAAGAACAGAAAUAAAUAAAGACUCAUACUGUAUAAAGAUGAUGUUAUUGAUUAUGAUAACAGUUUGUUGUUUUUUGGUAUUAAAAGGAAUUCUUAGUAAUGCAUUACUGUGUGUUUGUUGUGAUAAACUCAA